AUGCAAGCUGAGGCUGGGAGCAAGAAGACAGGACUCUCAGAUGAAAAUCCCAAUCCAUGGAUAGAACGUUACUUCAACCACAGAUGCUACAUCACCUUUCUGACUGGCUGCUACAGUUGCCACUGGCAAUACAGAGCGUGGGAAAAGACUGAACUUGGAUCCUGUUGCUGCCCCAGGAAAGAGCAAUUUUUUUUUAUAUGCCUGGUGAUUUCAUUUGUCCUGUCUGUGAUUUUUCUGUUCGUGUGGGCAGAAACCUCCAAUGAGUACAACGGCUUUGACUGGGUUGUUUAUCUGGGGACAGGACGCUGGUUCUUCUGGUCCAUUGUUGUACUGAGUGCAGCGGGGAUCAUGGCUGUCUAUACUUUCUUGCUUUUGUUAUUUGGGGUUUUGUUGCUCUGGGAAAGGAUUGAACUAAAGCUACAUACAGCUCAUAAGGUCUUCAUUUUGCUAACAGUUCUGCUGUGUUCCUUCUUAUUGAGUAUUUUAAACCGAUACUGGAAGGACAAGUGGCUGAUAGCUGGGCUGUCCUUGCAGAUCUUUGCUCCCUUCGUGCACCUGAGCCUCUUAACUGUGAUGAUUAUCAUUUCCUGGCCUUUAGCCAUCUGUGUGGCCCACUUGGAGUCAGAAGUUAGAAUAAGAAAAUACAGGAUGGCAGAUUACGAGCAAGAAUUCCUGAAGAGAUGUAAUAUAUUCACAAGGUUAAGAGCUCUACAAAUAGUUGCUGGAUUGCCCUUCUUUAUUAUUCUCUUAUGUCUUUAUUUGAUGCCACUGGGAAUUUAUUCUCCCUGCAUUUUGAAGAAGGAGAAUUUAGGGCCUAAGCCUGUCUUCUUUGGACAUAGAGGCGCACCCAUGAUGGCGCCAGAGAAUACCAUGAUGUCCUUUGAGAAGGCUGUUGAACUUGAUGUCUUUGGCCUGGAGACAGAUGUAUAUCUAAGUUUUGAUCAUGUGCCUUUCCUCAUGCAUGACUAUGACUUGACUAGAACAACCAAUAUCAAAGAGGUCCUUCCAUCAGCUGCUUAUAACCACACUGCCAACUUCAACUGGACUUUCCUGUCAACUCUGAACGCCGGCAAAUGGUUCAUAAAGCAUAAGCCAUUUUUUGGCAUGAAAUCUCUAUCAGAGGCUGAUAAAAGAAGAGCAAGUAACCAGUCAAUUGCACGGCUGAUUGACUUAUUGGAGCUUGCCAAAAAGGAACAGAAGGUUGUGAUAUUUGAUCUUUUUGGCCCUCCACCAGGGCAUCCCCUCAGAGGCACAUUCGUGCGAAAAGUAGUACGGGUCAUCCUUGACUCCAAAAUUGAGCAACGUUUGAUAUUUUGGUUGCCGGGUCAUGAUAGGGGCUACGUCAGGAGCAUGGCUCCUGGUUUUCAGCACGUGGGCCGUUUAUGGUCCAAUGAUCGUCUUAUGAAAGAGAAUAUAACUAUAAUAAAUGUUGACUAUAAAAGGUUGUUCUAUGGUGGGCUGAGAGAGUAUAAGGCAGCUAAAAUCCACAUCAAUGUGUACAUUGUCAAUGAGCCUUGGCUCUUCUCACUGGCCUGGUGUUUGAGGAUCAACUCUGUGACCACAGACAACAUUGAGGUCCUGCAGCAGCUUCGUCACCCUCUCUUCUUCAUGACACCAGGAUACUAUGCGUUCAUGUGGCUUUUCAUGGACAUUGCUUCUGCGAUUAUCAUUUCCUGUGUAUUUUAUUAUCACUGGAUGGAAGAGCUUAAAAAAAAAAGGUGGCUGGAAGCCUCUGCUACUGCGUCUACAGAUACUGAAAGCAUAAACCUCCCAAAAGAAUACUCUAAGACUCAAGAAGCUUCACACUUACUUGGAAAGCCUCCUGCCCAAAUACUGCGUAGUCCGUGGACUCCAGCACUUUACUAUGAAAGCUUAAAAUUCCCCGAGAAGAAAGCAGUGCCAUUCAAGAACAUAGUUAUACCAGUACCUCAGAGUUUUCAGCACAUUGAGAUGCCCAGCAGGCAGGCUUCCUCACCAAUUGAGCUGCCCAUCUUGAAGGAGGCCGAGACAACAGGAUCCAUCACAGACGAAUCCUAUGCCCAGUCCUACCAAAAGACUUCCAUGUUGGAAUCUUCUGAGAAAAAUUAUGAAACGCUAUAUUCCACUGACUCCUAG
This is a messenger RNA of Psammomys obesus (fat sand rat), 2115 nucleotides long. RefSeq names its product glycerophosphodiester phosphodiesterase domain containing 4 (gene Gdpd4). NCBI's taxonomy places the organism in Eukaryota, Metazoa, Chordata, Mammalia, Rodentia, Muridae. Gene Ontology annotation, molecular function: glycerophosphodiester phosphodiesterase activity. Gene Ontology annotation, cellular component: membrane. The transcript has 16 exons. The record is from RefSeq and is a predicted model, not a curated record. The coding region runs from base 1 to 2115 and encodes 704 amino acids. Gene Ontology annotation, biological process: lipid metabolic process.